Botrytis cinerea B05.10 is the source of this 969-nucleotide messenger RNA. RefSeq names its product Bcmnp1 (gene Bcmnp1). NCBI's taxonomy places the organism in Eukaryota, Fungi, Ascomycota, Leotiomycetes, Helotiales, Sclerotiniaceae. The coding region runs from base 94 to 636 and encodes 180 amino acids. Gene Ontology annotation, cellular component: ribosome. Gene Ontology annotation, molecular function: structural constituent of ribosome. The transcript has 2 exons. The record is from RefSeq and is a predicted model, not a curated record. Gene Ontology annotation, biological process: translation.
GAAAUUUAGCUCCACAAUGCAGAAAGUCUACAAAGUCCUCGUCAACAAUUAUUAUAGAUUGUACUAUCAUAUCGCCUGCCAUACCCACACACGAUGUCGUUAUCCUGCCAGUCCGCAGCUCGCAGCUGCAUAAGAUCUCUCCGAUCAUCCUCAUCCCUCCGCGUUUCCACAGCCUCCCUUGCACAAAGAAGAAAUCCUUCCGCGAGAUGGGCAUCAACAGAGGCAGCGUCAGCGAACCCAAAGAUCUCCGGGAUUGUGGACCAAAUCAGCCAAUUGACUUUAUUAGAGACAGCCGAUUUAGUUGCUAGCUUAAAGUCACGACUAAAUAUUCCCGAUAUGCCAAUGGGGGGAUUUUCUGCUGGCCCUGUCCAAGCCGCUGCACCUGUUGAAGAGGAAGAUGCGGCACCAGUACAACAAGAGAAGACCUUGUUCAACCUGAAGUUGGCCUCAUUUGAUGCGGGGGCAAAACCUAAGAUUAUCAAAGAGAUCAAGAGCAUGUUGGGAUUAAGUUUGGUGGACAGCAAAAAGUUCGUCGAAAGUGCGCCAAAGAUGAUGAAGGAGGGCGUACCAAAGGAGGAGGCAGAGAAGAUCAUUGCAACUUUGAAGGAAUUGGGAGCUGUUGUCAACAUGGAAUAAAAAUCUUUACGAGAGGAACUGCAUAAGCUGCGGGGUUCGGAGAAACUCGGCAUGUAUCAAUAGAGAUGUGUACAAAAUCUACUUCUCAUCCAGGCAUACACAAAGAAACUCUAUAUAAUCUGCUAUAGCAGGUUUUGAGACAGAAUGACUGUCUAGUCAUCAGAGAGUCCUCGAUGUCAAUCCGAUUUUUGUGAGGAUGACACCGAAGUGGAUGUAGAAUUCAGAUCAAAUCGAGUGCCCCGCAGUUCAUUGACUACAAUGAGCUUUUGUUAACUUUAAAAGAAUCUUUACAAACGUGGCAGCAGAGAUUCAUAAAAAUCUUGAACAGAAACA